AUGAAUGUAUUGACCUAUGAUGACGUGCAUGUCGACUUCACUUGGGAAGAAUGGACUUUACUGAAUCCUUCCCAAAAGAGUCUCUACAAAGAUGUGAUGCUGGAGACCUACAGAAACCUUACUACUAUAGGAUAUAAUUGGGAAGACCAUAAUAUUGAAGAACAUUGUCAAAGUUCUAGAAGACAUGAAAGAUAG
Arvicola amphibius (Eurasian water vole) is the source of this 195-nucleotide messenger RNA. Its product is annotated as zinc finger protein 431-like. Gene Ontology annotation, biological process: regulation of DNA-templated transcription. The record is from RefSeq and is a predicted model, not a curated record. NCBI's taxonomy places the organism in Eukaryota, Metazoa, Chordata, Mammalia, Rodentia, Cricetidae. The transcript has a single exon. The coding region runs from base 1 to 195 and encodes 64 amino acids.